AUGGCGAGCACUACAAUUCUAAUCAAGCCGGAAACCCCUUCUUUGCUGGAAACGGUCGAGCUUUCAGAGAACGAUAUCGUAAUGCCAAAAUCAUACACCCGUUUCACCGUCUUCUACCAACACGCUGCCCGAGACGCCAUCGAGAAACUCCAAACAUCACUUUCCACGACAUUGGUCUCGUUCCCAAUCGUAGCAGGAACCAUGCACUUUAACGCCGAAAACGGAAAUAUAUCAGUCACGACAAAUGAUCGUGGCGUGCCCUUUGACGUAAGGACGUCCUCGAUGACAUUAGAAUCACUCAAACCAUUCAAACACGAAGAAAUACCAAUGGAUCUAUCCGUCACACUCGAUCAAGCAUUACUGUGGCCUCUAAUGGUGAAAAUUACGACAUUUGCCGACGGAGGGAUAGCUGUCGCCGUGGGGAUGCAGCAUGCAAUCGCAGACGGCCACUCUGUGUUCGCAUUCGUAAAGUACUGGGCUAGUAUAUGUAGUAUGGGACAUGCUAAUGGUUUACCGACUCCAAUACACAGUCGACGUAUAUUGGAUCCGCUACGUGAUGCUAGGAAUGUUUUACAGCCGCCUGAAUUCAAGCUUGUUGAUCCAGCUAUCGUCAAGUAUCCGAGUGUAUUGCCCGCUGUGAGGGCCACGAUGUUUCAUUUUAGUAUUGAGAGUCUUGCUAGGCUGAAGGCUGAAGCAGCUAGUAAAUCUGUCGGGAGGUUUGUGUCGACACAAGAUGCUUUGAGUGCACUGAUAUGGAGGUGUUGUGUUAGAGCUUGGGUCAUCCCAUCAGACACCCAAGCAAAACUCGGGUUCGCAUGCAACGGACGCAAUAAAACAAUUCCACCACAAGGAGACGGUUAUUUCGGAAACUCGAACUGGUUUCCACUACCGAUACUAGACGUGUCAGCCCUCACAGGACCAGACGGACUGUCAAAAGCAGCAGACAUGAUACGAGCCGAGAUUGAAAAGAUAAAUGAUGACAAGAUUAGGGAUACGUCUGCAUGGAUUCAUAGUAUUGAAAACAAGCUACAUAUCACAUAUACGUUUACGGCGUCUAAAAGGAUUGGAGGGGCGGAUUUCACGUUGACUAGUUGGAGGUUUGGCAUGUAUGAUAUCCAGUUUUUUGGAGAGAGGCCGAUGUCUGUGAGGCAAACUGGCCAACUGAACUGGGAUGGCCUCGCAACCAUUUUUGAUGCAGCAGAUGGUGGCACCGAUGUAUACAUUGGUCUUGUCGCCGAGUCUAUGGAUAAACUCGAAAAGGACUCGGAAUUCAUAAAAUUCACCUCAUGA
Messenger RNA from Synchytrium microbalum, 1290 nucleotides. RefSeq lists its product as uncharacterized. Bases 1 to 1290 code for a protein of 429 amino acids. The transcript is spliced from 4 exons. The record is from RefSeq and is a predicted model, not a curated record. Lineage: Eukaryota; Fungi; Chytridiomycota; Chytridiomycetes; Synchytriales; Synchytriaceae.